AUGAUGUAUAAGUUACUUAGUUGUAUCAGAUGUUUGACUUUGAAGAGAGCAACAUCAUUAUUACAAUUACUAAUUGUUUGUAUUGUCAUUACUUUAUGCUUGAUUGUUCUUACUGUAAAUCGAGUAAUGAUGGAUGCUUUAAUCUCAGAAAUUUCAGAUAAAUUACUAUUUAAAUAAAACUUUUAGUCAUAUGAGUUAUAAACUGAAAUGCUCAAAUAUUAAAUGAAUUGGCCUCUAACUAAACGAUUUUAAAUGAUGAAGGCUUUUGGUUAAAUCUACUAAAAUUUUCAAACUUCAAUAAUUUAGAACUAAAGUCCUUUAGAAUGCCCAAUUUAUAUAGAAGAUUUAAAAUAAGAAUUCAAUAUUUUAUUUGGAUUACCUGAAUUUUGUGUAAGUAAUUAAAAUAUGUAAAUGGAGAAAGAAAAACAUUAAUUUAAUCUUUUUAUUAAUUUCCUCAAUCAGCUUCUUAUACCAUUAACAUGGUCUCCAAUUACUGAUUUGUAUAUGAGCAGUACAGAUUCAAGUUAAUUUUUUGCUUCAUGUCCUCCUUUUUUUAAUUUUCCAUCAUAUUAUCCUCAUGAUAGACCAUGGUAUAUAAAUCAUAUUGAACAGACUUAGAAAUAAAGUGGAUAAUUUUUCGUUUCUAAUAUUUAUGAAUCAUUUGGAACAAAUGAACUCUCCUUCACAAUCACUUACUCUUUGCAAUAAAAAGAUUUGUGUUCUUAAGAAAAAUAAAAAAUUGAUGGAAUUAUGGGUUAUGAUUUAAAUUUUAAGGAAUUUGAGGAUCAACUAAAUAUUAAAUCAUUUAUUUAUUUCUUAUUGAAUCCUUUAGGAUAAAUAAUUCAUACAAAUUAUUUCUAAUCAUCUAAUAUAAAAUUAGAUUAGUUUUUAGUAUACAUAUAUCAAUAAAACGUAACAGGUUUUAAUAAAGUAGAUUGGGAUCAAAUUCGCAAUUAAGCCAAGAAUUAUUCUUAUUUUAAUAAUUGUUCAUUUUAAAUUUAACAUUUAUGUAGAUACAAUUCUAUAUAUAAUGAAGAUAUCAUUUUACAUGUUUUAAAUCUUAAUUAAGACUUUUAUUUAGUUAUGUAUAUUUUGAUGUAUUUCUAUUAUAGUUUUCAAAAUGUGACCAUUCAACAACAAAAUAUAAUGGAGGCAUAAUAGAGAAAGAAAAAUAUUAUUGAUUCCUUUAGGGCUUAUUUAGUUUGUUUAGUAAUAGCAUCAACUAUUCUCUUAAUAUUAAGUUGGAUAGGUUUAUAUUUUUUUUUUCGGCCUUUAAAACAAAUUAGAUUAGCAUUUCUAAAUUAAUUAAGGUACAAGUUUUCUAGUUCGAAUAAAUUGAUGGGGAUAUAUAAUUCUUUUGAUGAAAAUAAAAUUUGGUAUCUUAAUUAAGCUAUGAAAAAUUUAAAAACUAAAAUGAAUGAUAUAAAAUCUAAAAAAUGUGAGAAUUGCCAUUUGAUAGAAAAUUUUAAAUAUCCAAAGAAUUCACUACCAAUUGAAUAUAUGUAAAUAAAAAAUAAAGUGAAAUUCGUUAAUAUAAAUGAGAAUAGAGAAAUAUAAGAAUCUUAAGAAUGGAAUAAUAUAAAACAUUCAUCAGAAAUUCCUAUAUUCCAAGAAUUGCGUUAAUCAUUAUUUUCUUACAUACAUAUAUAGAGUAGUUAAACAUUAUAAAGUGAAAUGGAUGAAAAUUUACAAUUAAUUAAUGAGCCAAAUGCAUAAAGAUUCAUAUGA
Molecule: messenger RNA, 1728 nt
Organism: Paramecium sonneborni
Lineage: Eukaryota; Ciliophora; Oligohymenophorea; Peniculida; Parameciidae
Source: the annotation of a GenBank genome assembly